Messenger RNA from Culex pipiens pallens (northern house mosquito), 5364 nucleotides. RefSeq names its product mediator of RNA polymerase II transcription subunit 14 (gene MED14). Bases 353 to 5152 code for a protein of 1599 amino acids. Gene Ontology annotation, molecular function: transcription coregulator activity. The record is from RefSeq and is a predicted model, not a curated record. Gene Ontology annotation, cellular component: core mediator complex; mediator complex. The transcript has 4 exons. Lineage: Eukaryota; Metazoa; Arthropoda; Insecta; Diptera; Culicidae. Gene Ontology annotation, biological process: regulation of transcription by RNA polymerase II.
UGUCAAACCGUCUUCUGUGCUGCCACUGGCUUAAUGGCCCUCGUUUGGUGCGUCGCGUUUUUCCGGAUUUUCGCGUAGAGUUUUCGCUCCGAACCGACCGAAUCGUGCCGCAAAGUGUGCGGCCAUGUGCCCUUGAGUGGGUGCGCGAAAGAGUUUCGCCGCGGAAGUGUUUUUCAGCACGGAAUUGGAACGUUUUUGCAAGUGGAAUUUUUACUCCCUUUUGGGUCGUCGUGUGGAAGCAGUGAGGGAGGAGGAGGAGGAGGAGGGUUCUCUUGUGAUUUUUUUUCUUCGUCGUGCGGGGGACACGGUCCAGAUUUAGACAGACGGUUGUGAAAGUGAAAUCGGUGGCAGAAUGACACCGCAGCCGCUGGAGCAGGGUGGCGCCGUGACGGCGUUCAUCCCGACCGGCCAGGAGAUGGCCCCGCGGCAGAAUCUGAUUCCGCUGGGCAGGUUGAUCGAUUUUAUCAUCCAGAGGACGUACCACGAGCUAACGGUACUGGCGGAACUCCUGCCGCGCAAGACGGACAUGGAGCGCAAGAUCGAGAUCUACAACUUUUCCGCCAGCACGCGGCAGCUCUUCAUCCGGCUGCUGGCCCUCGUCAAGUGGGCCAACUCGGCCUCCAAGGUGGACAAAUCGGCCAAGAUAAUGGCCUUCCUGGACAAGCAAUCGCUGCUGUUCAUCGACACGGCCGACAUGCUGUCGCGGAUGGCCCGCGAAACGCUGGUCAACGCCCGGCUGCCGAACUUUCACAUUCCGGCCGCCGUCGAGAUCCUCACGUCGGGCACGUACUCCCGGUUGCCGUCGAUUAUACGCGAGCGAAUUGUUCCGCCGGAUCCGAUUACGCCGUCGGAGAAGCGCCAAACGCUGCAGCGACUCAAUCAGGUCAUUCAGCACCGGCUUGUGACGGGGAAUCUGAUGCCGCAGUUGCGCAAGUUUAAGAUUGAGAAUGGGCGCGUUACGUUCAAGGUGGACCACGAGUUCGAGGUGUCGCUGACGGUGAUGGGCGACGGGCCGAACAUUCCGUGGAGAUUGCUGGACAUUGACAUACUGGUGGAGGAUAAGGAAACUGGGGACGGGAAAGCUCUGGUGCACACGCUGCAGGUCAAUUACAUCCAUCAGCUGAUUCAGGGUCGCAUCGUGGACAGUCCGGACGCGUUGGCUGAGGUGUACAACUGUUUGCACUAUUUUUCGCAAUCGCUUCAAAUGGAGGUGCUUUACACUCAAACGCUGCGAUUGAUGCGAGAUCGCCUCGACGAUCACAUCCACGUAGACGAGUACAUCCCGGGUACGAAACUGACCGUGUCUUACUGGCGCGAACUCACCAACAAAGAUCCCAAAUCGGAACUCGGCUAUCGGCUCAUGAUUCAGACCGAUCAAAACGAUUCCGCCAAACAGCUGGCAAUUCUGCACAUCCCAUCGAUCGGCAACAAAGAGGUGGACAUCGCUGACCGUGCCGUCCGCUCGGACCUUCUCUCGAUGGAGCGCCUGCUCGUGCACACAGUCUACGUGCGGUCCCUCUCUCGUCUAGCCGAUCUCAAGUCCGAACUGCAGCUCUUCCUGCCAGACGUCGAUUAUAGCAUCCUCGGCACUCCAGCCAUGCUAAUGGUUCCCAUUCUGAACCCUUGCCUGCGCGCCGAGCAAAUCUACAUCACCGUGGACACGCACACUGGAAUGCUACGUUGUCACGUGCCCAAACAUCUGGAUUGUCCCAUCAUGGCCGAAAUGCAGCACGCGCUCAACAACGAUCGCUCGCGACUGCAGCAUCUCUUUUCCGAACUACGCUACUGGAUCACUCAACGAAGGUGCGAGAAGACGCUGCAGCAUUUGCCGGCCACGACGCAGGAACGAUUGCCGCUGGUAUUUCCGCCGGGGCACGCAAUCGAAAAGGUUGGACCGCACAAGGUUUACAUCCAGCUGUACCGGCACUCGAAUGUUAUCCUGAUAGUUGAACUCAAGGAGAAGGACUCCAGCCCGAACGAGAUGACGUACACGUUCUACCUGGUGCUGGUCAAGCCGUCCUCCGUCGAGGACAGCCAAUCACAGGACGCUGAACCCACGACCUCGGUCAGUCAAUCCGGACCGGGCUCCGUUCCCCCGGGAGGACCACCCAGCGUUCCAGGACUGUCCUCGUCCGCCGCACAUCCUUCGACCUCGUCAAGCGCCACCGAAAACGACGGCAUGCCCAAAAUGUACCUCAAGGUGCAAUCGCUGAUCGAGUUUGACACGUUCGUGGCCACGCACGGUCCCGGAACGUACGUGGACGAGCUGGCCGGAUCGAAGCGCAAACUGAGCGCCCUCGGCGAAGGUCCCUCGAAGCAGCAGAAGGUCAUUUAUCCGGCUUACUUCAUCCCCGAGUUGGCCCACGUCGUGGCCAUGUGCGACGAGAAGCUGCCGUUUGUGGCGUUGGCGAAGGAACUAACGCGCCGUCGGAUUCCUCACGGUGGUCUGCAGGUGGAAGCGAACGCCACUUCGUUGGUGCUGAAGCUGUUGACGUUGCCGCAGCCGAAGGCGCCGCUGAUGCCGGUUUCGGCGGCUGCUGCUGCAGGGCAACAGGGUGGCCCGGAUCAGAAACCGCCGGAACCGAAGCUGGUUAGUGUUCCGCGGAUCGAGAAGGAUGUGUGGAAUGCGUUGCUUCGGCGGUUGCUAUCGGUUUCGGUGCGGGCUCAGGUCAACAAGGGUAAUCAGACGAGGUUGUGGACCACGGAGUUGGUAUUUUACGGCAGUCCGUUGACAAGUGCACAUCACAAGGAGCAGGGCAUGCGACGGGCAGUUUACCUGCAGUAUGACAUGUCUCCGGUGGAUGCGGUUGAUCGCAUCGUCGAUAUGAUUCUCAACGAUUGGUCCAAGAUCGUGUAUUUGUACACGUUGGUGCACGACUUCCGCGAGCAGAUCGACAAGUAUAAUCUGCAGAACAUCGUGACCAUCAAGUCGUACAGCUACACCAGUCUGCUGCUGGCUUACGGUCCAAACAAGGAGGUCAACGUGAACAUCUACUGGGACAUUGAAGCUAAGGAGUUCAAAAUGGUCUUCACCGGAGGAAACAACGCCAUCAACGCGCACUCCAUGAUGCGAGAUCAACUCCAGGCGCACCUGAACCACAACUACGAUCUUGCCCAGAUUGUUCAUCUGCUGCACGAAACCUACCAACCGUUGAGCUCAAUCGCAAAGCUCCCGAUCAUCCCACACCUGGCGAUUCUGCAGUCUCCGAAAAUCCCCGUGCUCUCGUUCUGCAUCAUUCCCCAGUCGCCGACCCUGCUCCGCAUUUCCUUCCAAGGCGUUUACUGCUUGGAGAUCCGUUUGCGAGGAUCCGGUCUCUGCUCGAUCCGGGACGGUGCCUACAGUCGCUUCGAUAGAAGUCACGUCGUGGAAGAAUUCACGCCCACCCAAGGUCUCAAAGGGUUUCUCUCGAAAUAUGUGGACGAAACGGCCGUCUACCGGAGACGGUCCCAAUCCGAGGACGACAAUCCACCGUCUCCCAUCACCAUGGAAGAUCCACACGGUGGCCCAGCCUCGGUCGGAUCGACCUUCCUCGGUGGCGGAAACAUGCGAGGUCCGCAAAGUCCUCGCGAUCCAGGUCUUCGCUUUGCCGCCCCACUCACACCACCUUCCGGUUCAAAUCCGCACACUCCAGCCUCACCUCACCCGCAAGGUAUGGGCGGAGGUGGCUCCCAGAACCACCCGAACUUCAACAUGACCUCACCCCCCGCUCCGCACAUGCCACACCCCUCGCCGAGUGGUGGCCUGAUGCCGUCAUCCCCGCUGAAUCCCCAACCCAGCCCGAUGGCUCACUCCCCCGGACCGUCCAACAUGCCGUACAUGGGCGGCCAAUCGCACACCGACGGAAGCCCCUUCACGGCGGCACACUCGCCAGCCGCUUCCAACUGGCCCGGAUCACCGGGAAUGCCGCGGCCAUCGCCACGACCAGGCCAAAGCCCGGACCACAAGGCGCAGACUCCACACCACAACACUUCGCGCGUUCUGCCGGCUCGCUCCUGGGCCGGUGCCAUCCCGACGCUGCUGACGCACGAGGCUCUCGAUACGUUGUGCCGCGCAACGGCCCACCCCCAGAAGGAGAUCCCGGGGCCGGAGUUGAGCCCGCUGGAGCGGUUCCUCGGGUCGGUGUUUAUGCGGCGCCAGCUGCAGCGGAUCAUCCACCAGGAGGAGAAUCUCCAGGCCAUCACGUCGAACGAGCCCGGUGUGGUGCUGUUCAAGGCGGACAAUCUGCAGUACCAGGUGUUCCUGAACCCGAACCACAUGCAGUCGCUGCACAUGAAGGUCAGCCAGGCGCCGCAGAUGGCGCCGACGAUGGACGGAAAGCCACCGUACCAGUGGUCUCCGGAAGACCUGCAGGUUCUGGAGCAGUUCUUCGACCAGCGAGUGGCCGCCCCUCCGUACCGCCCUGCCGUCGUGACCAGUUUUACCCGCAUGUUGAACCUGUCGGCGCAGGUCAUGAAGGACAUGAUGCAAAUCAUGCGGCUCGACCUGAUGCCGGAGAUGGGCCAGGGCAACAAGUGGAACGUGCAAUUCAUCCUACGGAUGCCACCGUCCGCCACUCCGAUCGUCCCCGUCGGAACCACCACCAUCCUAUCGCAUCGCCAAAAGAUCCUCUUCUUCAUCCAAAUCACGCGCGUCCCGUACCUGCCCAACAUGGAGUGGAAGGACUGCGUUACGAUGCUGCUUCCGAUGGUGUACGACAUGACCGUCAACCACACCCAGCUCGCGGAACGACGCGAACAGAACGUCCCCCAGCUGACGAGCGCCGUGAGUGCGCACCUGCGACGAUUCGCCGAGUGCACCGUUCUGCCACCGGGCGAAUGUUCCCUCUUUCCGGCCGUGCGUGACCUGCUCAUGAACCUGACCCUGCCGAACGAGCAACCUCCGCCCGGGCAGAUGCCCAACCAGGUAAGAUGGACGCCAACCCACUUUUGUGCAGCAAAAACUAACUCAAUUGAUCUCCCUCAGAUUGGCCCGAUGGGUGCGAUGCCGCCGGGAGGUCCCGGACAGAUAGCGCCCUCGCCCGUCGGUUCCAGCCCGAAUCCGAUGAUGCACUCGCCGAUGCAGAUGGGCGGAGCCGGUGGGCAGCAAUACGCGGGAAUGGCCGGUGCUGGGCCGGGAGGACCGGGCCAGGGUGGAGCCGGAGGACCGAAUUAGGAGGGCGGGGCAGGGUAAGUGUUAUUUAUUUUGAUGAUGGAGGGUGCAGAUUGUGCUGAAGAUCUUGGUUUCUGUGUCCCUGCGAGGGGGUUAUUUUUUGCUUCCGAGAAUCCGAGAUGUUUGAGCGGAUCGAGAAGGUCAAGUUUAAUUAAGUAAACUAAACAUGAAUAAUCAAAAUGUGAGAAACCAUUAAAGAAGAGCAAAUUUCUUGA